GACGAGCCGAAGCGAGCAAGUAACGCCCAAAUUCCGGUCACUCUUUCCUCUCUCUCCUUGGUCCUUCCAUCGUUUUCCUUAGCCGGCGACUUGAGGAGUAACCAGGUUUUCCUCCCUCCCUCGGCGACUUGAGGAUUGCCCAGAUCUAGCAAUUUUACUCCAGUGAUGAAAACGAGUGCCCCCAUGGUUUGUGGGCAGGGACCUAGGAUUAAUUGGCGUUCCGUAAAACCUUUUAAGACGACAAGAUCCAAGGAUCUUCAGCUUCAUCAUCUACCCACAGUAAGUUAAAUUCUUGCAUCUUCGUUAACGGGCAGUAGCACGUGUAUAUCUUUCUUUUUCAGUGAAGGGCGAUAAUACUUGUUCCUCACACAUUAAUUAAGGAUGUACUGCAUGGUAUACUAUCGCGAUUGACAAUGAAAGAAGCCGUGCGAAUGAGCAUGCUAUCUAGGAGGUGGAGCAGGCUUUGGAAAUGCUACCCAAAGUUAGUGUUCACCAGAGCCACGAUGCGUUGCAGUAACGCCACGACAGGCCCUGCAAAACCCUUGCGGACAAGGUUUAUCAGGGGGAUCAACAGCAUCCAGCGACAACUCAAGUCAUCUAACCUGAAUAAGUUUGUGGUCAAGUUUGCGCUUCGCAAAAGGCACACACCUCACAUUGAUAGAUGGAUCAAUUUCUGUGCCUCGUCGAUGGCGAAGCAUGUUGUUCUUGAUUUAUGUCCAGGGCCGAAGGGCAGUACCGACACAGAUGACAAGUACAGUUUCCCGCUGCAUCUUCUCGACACCUCGGGUGGUUCUUGCGUGAAGUCUCUUAGUCUGGGGUUCGUCUAUUUACCACUGCCUCCUGAUCACCGUGGAUUUGCCAACCUUAAGAAGCUCUCCCUAGAAAUAGUUCAUGUCACAGGGGAUCUCGGGUGCCUGCUCCCAAAAUGCGCUGUUCUUGAGUGGCUAAGCCUCACCAGGUGUAGACUGGACGAGCUAAGCAUAGGCAAGGAACUGAGCAGGCUCCAUUGUUUGCAGGUCAAGUACUGUAUGCUGCAGAAGCUGCAUGUCCGAGCUCCAAACCUCACCAUGUUUGCGUUCGCUGGUCGUGUGAUACCUAUAUUGCUUGGUGAAUCUGUGAAGAUUUCGGAGGCGACGGUCGACUUGGUCACAUCCUCGGACUGCUUCAAUUACGUCUUCACUGAUCUUGUCGAUGCUCUUUCGCAUGUUCCGUCCCUCUCCAUAGGCUUCCGAAUUGAAACCAAGGUGAUAAAUUUUGUGAAAAGUCGGACCAUGCUCACAAAUCUGAGACAUCUGGUCCUGAAAAUCGAUAUUGUUGGGCCGCCAGAAGUCACUGGUGGGAUUCUUCGUUUGGCCUAUCUGUUGGAGUUAGCCCCUGCUUUGGAAGAGUUCGUACUCCAUAUGCAUUGUUUUGACUCUGCAAUUGAUGGUGAACCAAGAGAAGAUGCCUACCGGCCACAUCCUCACCGUCAUCUCAAGACUAUCAAAAUGACGGGGUUCUAUGGUUUACUUGGUCAGGUUGAGCUAGCACUCUACCUCCUUCGGAAUGCGACUUCUCUCGAGCGUAUGAUCAUAGAUCCGGUGGUGAGGAAUAACUGGCCUAUUCCACCCAUGGGUGGAGCAAAGCAAAACAUAGACCGGGGCACGUCGAUUGCCCUCAAUAAACUUUCGAGGCAAGAGUUCAGAAAAGUCCUUGACAUUCUGUAUUAAGAGGAUAUGAAACUAUGUUGCAGGUGUAUUUUAAAUUAUUUGAUCAACGUAGGAAGAGAUGGCAAUAGAUGUUUGUUUGAAGGAAGGAGCUCAGGAAAGGCCGUCCUGACCAUCUGUCAGAGAAAUAGGAAACUGAAUCACGUGUAUCUUUAUUUAUCUUGUGUUUGUUAGACUAGCUGGUAGGACGGAUACUUGCCAAUGCUAAGCCAGGUACAACGUCUGCAUAAUGUUAUCAUACAAGUAAUAAGAGUAUCU
Triticum dicoccoides is the source of this 1964-nucleotide messenger RNA. Its product is annotated as F-box protein At5g03100-like. Lineage: Eukaryota; Viridiplantae; Streptophyta; Magnoliopsida; Poales; Poaceae. The transcript is spliced from 5 exons. Bases 414 to 1709 code for a protein of 431 amino acids. The record is from RefSeq and is a predicted model, not a curated record. Gene Ontology annotation, molecular function: protein binding.